Microtus oregoni (creeping vole) is the source of this 589-nucleotide messenger RNA. Its product is annotated as NADH dehydrogenase [ubiquinone] 1 beta subcomplex subunit 11, mitochondrial. NCBI's taxonomy places the organism in Eukaryota, Metazoa, Chordata, Mammalia, Rodentia, Cricetidae. The transcript is spliced from 3 exons. The record is from RefSeq and is a predicted model, not a curated record. Bases 39 to 494 code for a protein of 151 amino acids.
CCCCCCCCCCCAUCCCCGACUCAGCCUCACAAGCUGUCAUGGCGGCCAGGCUGUUAAGUUUAUACGCUCGCCGGCUUUUGGCAGCAGCGGCUAUACGAGAGCUCCCGGCUGCCCGCGUUCGCUGGGAGUCCUCCAGGGCUGUAAUCUCCCCGUCUGCUGUGGAGAGAAAGCGGUCACAAGAACCGACCACACUCUGGCAGGAGGACCCAGAACCCGAGGACGAAAACCUCUACGCGAAGAACCCAGACUUUCACGGCUAUGACCAGGACCCUGUGGUGGACGUCUGGAACAUGCGAGCUGUCUUCUUCUUUGGUUUUUCCAUCGUCCUGGUCUUUGGUACCACUUUUGUGGCAUAUCUGCCUGACUACAGGAUGCAAGAGUGGGCCCGCCGGGAAGCUGAGAGACUUGUAAAAUACCGAGAAACCAACGGUCUCCCCAUCAUGGAAUCCAACUGUUUUGAUCCCAGCAAGAUCCAGUUACCAGAAGAAGACUGAUGAAUUACUGAGUGGGCUUAAAAAGCGCUACUUUGUCUUCCCUGCCUGUUAUCCUUCUGGUUUCUCAGAGUACCUUAUUAAAGGGAUUGAAAGAA